Messenger RNA from Rhododendron vialii, 1040 nucleotides. Its product is annotated as mitogen-activated protein kinase kinase kinase 20-like. The transcript has a single exon. The record is from RefSeq and is a predicted model, not a curated record. Lineage: Eukaryota; Viridiplantae; Streptophyta; Magnoliopsida; Ericales; Ericaceae. Gene Ontology annotation, biological process: protein phosphorylation. Gene Ontology annotation, molecular function: ATP binding; protein kinase activity. Bases 30 to 1040 code for a protein of 336 amino acids.
UUCUAUUUGAUAGAAAGUAUUAUUUUCUUAUGUGGAAGAGAGGAGAGAUACUGGGUACGGGGGCUUCCGCGACGGUGUCGCUUGCCGUUGUGAACGAUCAAACUUUCAUGCACGUUCAUUCUCUACCUUCUGUCAUGGCUGUGAAAUCUGCCGCCCUCCAUAAUUCAUAUCCGCUUAGUCGCGAGAGAAUAAUGCUCAAGGAGUUCGAAGCCUGUCCGUGUGUCGUUCGCUGCUACGGAUCCGACACUAGCAUCGAAAGAGGAGAGGAGUGGUACAAUCUUUUCUUGGAGUAUGCUUCCGGAGGCAGUUUAUUCGAUCGCAUUCACGAGUCCGGAGGCGGCUUACCGGAAGAUGAAGCGAGGAGGUACACGAAGUCUGUACUUUCGGGUCUGAGUUACAUUCACGGGAAAGGAUACGUUCACUGUGAUAUCAAGCCUCAUAAUAUAUUGGUUGUGGAGAAUGGGAGAGAAACUACUGCCAAGAUUGCUGAUUUUGGGCUUGCGAUGAAGCCCAAAGAAGAAAAAAUUAAGGGGGUCAGAGGUACGCCUAUGUACACGGCGCCUGAGUCAAUUCGCCGCGAUGAAUAUGGGCCUUGUGCCGAUAUUUGGGCUGUCGGGUGCACUGUGUUAGAGAUGGUGACCGGGAAAGAGCCUUGGGAGUGUGGACGACAUAUCGAAAAGGCGGCUCUUUUGUAUAGGAUUGCUUCUAAACAGGAUGUCCCUGAAAUUCCGAGUUGGUUGUCAAACGAGGCUCGAGAUUUUCUCAGCAAAUGCUUGGUUAGAGAUCCCAAGUCAAGGUGGACUGCCGAUAUGCUGUUAGGCCAUCCCUUUGUUUCCGAUGCCAAGAGCGAAUUUAUGGAAACUACAGUAGAUGACAGCAGCACGACUUUACUGCCUGAAGCCUCCAAAGAGGUUGAAUGGAUGCAGAUUCCAUUCGACAUUCCUGAACCAUCAUAUGGAUGUUACGUGACCGGCCUUGCUCAGAUGCCGUUGCUUCUAAAGAUGAAGAUGCUUGUGAGAUUAUUGCUAGUAAGAAUCUGA